AUGGAGCUGCGUCUCUCCGUCUGUGUCCUGCUGCUGCUUUGUGCAUCAAGAUGUUCAAACGGAGGAAAGAUUUUGGUGUGGUACACUGAGGCCAGCCAUUGGAUCAACAUGAAACCUAUACUGGAGACUCUGGUGGACAGAGGACACCAGGUGACCGUCCUGGUUCCAAGUGCAUCGAUGUUCAUGAAUAGCAGCGAACCUUCUCGCUUCCAGUACGAACCAUUUGACGUCUCCAUCUCACUGGAGGCCAUGGAGGAAUCGCUUGAAGAAUUUAUUCAUUUUGCAAUGUAUGAGGCAGAUUACAUGAGCUACUUUCAGGUUUAUGUCAGAUAUAUGGAACUUAUGAGGAUUGAGCUGCAGAAUAACCUUGAUAUCCUCAGUGGUGUUGUCAAGUCAGAAAUGCUGUUGAAGAAGUUGAAGAGGGAAAACUUUGAUCUGCUUUUUGCUGAUCCCAUCUACCCUGGGAGUGAAUUGACUGCAGACAUGUUGGGCAUCCCCCUCGUUUACUCGCUGCGUUUCUCCUUAGCUCAUAACUGGGAAAGGAUGUGUGGUCAGCUACCUUCUCCACCUUCCUUUGUCCCCGGCGCUAUGAGCAAACUUACAGACAAGAUGGACUUCUCAGAGAGACUGUGGAACGUCCUCUUCUAUGCUCUGAAUGACAUUGUAAUUGACAACGUUAUGUGGAAUAUGUUAGAUAAAUACUACUCAGAUGUCAAAGGAAGUCCCACCAGUGCCUGUGAGUUAAUGGGUAAGGCUGAUAUCUGGUUGAUGAGGACCUAUUGGGAUUUUGAUUUUCCUCGCCCAAUCCUCCCCAAUUUCAAGUUUGUUGGAGGGAUCCACUGCAGACCAGCUAAACCUUUACCAACGGAUAUGGAAAAAUUUGUACAGAGCUCAGGAGAUGAUGGUAUUGUGGUGUUCACUUUGGGAUCCAUGAUUACGAACGUCACCAUGGAGAAGGCAAACUUAAUAGCUUCAGCGCUUGCUCAGAUUCCCCAGAAGGUACUAUGGCGAUAUAAUGGGGACAAACCAAAAACGUUGGGUUCCAACACCAGGAUUUUUAGCUGGAUUCCUCAGAACGACCUGCUGGGUCAUCCUAAAACAAAAGCGUUCAUCACUCACGGAGGAACAAAUGGGAUCUAUGAGGCCAUCUAUCAUGGUGUUCCUAUGGUAGGCAUUCCAAUAUUUGGGGACCAACCAGACAACAUGGUGCACAUGGAGGCUAAAGGAGCUGCAGUCAUUCAAAACAUGAACUUCAUGACAACAGAGAGCCUGAGGGAUGCAAUCCUGACUGUCAUUAAUGACAAAUCCUACAAGGAGAACAUGAUGAGACUGUCGAGAAUCCACCAUGACAGACCGAUGAGUCCUCUGGAUGAGGCGGUUUUCUGGAUCGAGUUCACUAUGAGAAACAAAGGAGCCAAACAUCUGCGGGUCCAGGCCCACGAACUAACCUGGUACCAGUACCACAGCCUGGACGUCCUGACCUUCUUCCUCAUUUUAGACAUACUCUUCAUCUUUAUUCUUUUAAAGACCUGCAGCUUCUGUUGGCACAGAUGCUGCAAAAGUAAAAAGGUCAAAAGAAAAGCUGAAUAAAAGACAGAAUAGAACCUUUCAGAACUUAAUGGGAACUCAAACAUUCAUCUCCACCCUCAAACUUUACUUCAGAUGUGUGGU
Molecule: messenger RNA, 1671 nt
Organism: Cyprinodon variegatus (sheepshead minnow)
Lineage: Eukaryota; Metazoa; Chordata; Actinopteri; Cyprinodontiformes; Cyprinodontidae
Product: UDP-glucuronosyltransferase 2C1-like
Exons: 6
Coding region: 1-1590 (529 amino acids)
Molecular function (GO): UDP-glycosyltransferase activity
Source: RefSeq, a predicted model, not a curated record